Molecule: messenger RNA, 1074 nt
Organism: Ambispora leptoticha
Lineage: Eukaryota; Fungi; Glomeromycota; Glomeromycetes; Archaeosporales; Ambisporaceae
Source: the annotation of a GenBank genome assembly
AUGACUAAACUCUCGAAAGAAUUUCCCCUAGAUACGAUUACCGAAAAAUGCACACAUGUUCCAACUUGGUGUUUAAAGUGUUUAAUAUUCCAUCUGCAAAGAGGAAAUACGCCUAAUGAAACAAGGUGUCCAGAAUGCCCAGCUCAACUAAGUCAAAGCGAAAUAAAUGGAUUUAAAAUCGCAUGGGAAAAAGCACCAUUCAAAAUAGACAUUGAAAGUUUAUUUAAAAAUUCACGUGCAAAGAAUACAGAUAAUAAUAAUUUAUUGAACGAUCCAGCAACUCAAAAAGGAGAAUUUUUUGUUGUUUUGCUAAGUGGGGAUAAGUAUUCACUGAAACUUGAAGAGAUACAAUCAGUUAGAGCUUUGAAAGCAGAAUUGACCAAAAGGAUAAAAGUUGACGGUUCGAAACAAAAAUUAUUACAUAAAGGAGUUGAAUUGCAAGUCCGUCAACAAAAUGGACAAGGAGAAAAUAAACUUUCUACUUAUGGAAUUAGAGCUGGUGAACACAUUCAACUUAUCGUUACGAUGUAUGCUAUAUCCAGAGAUGAAACUAUUAGCAAUUUGUCAUUUGAUCUGUAUUGGGGGUAUCCAAUGAGGGGAAAAGAUUAUCUUGAUGGAACUUGUUUAUUAUAUAGCGGAAAAGAUUUUUGGAAGAAAUAUGAUUAUAAGGAAAGAUUCGAUCCAAUUCAUCCGUAUAUAAAACACUCAGGUGAUGUCAUGGAUGAUCCUAAUAGACGAGGUCAUCAUCGAAUAACGAUCAAAUUAGAUAAGCUUCCAGAUGUGGUUAACAAGCUCUACUUUGUUCUCAGUGCUUGGAAAUGUCCGCAUAUUGGCGAUUUUAUAGCACCAAGUUUUAAAUUGUACGAUGAAGAGUCAUCUGAUAAGAAACAAUUAUGUAAUUAUACAAUCCAAACUGCUGCUAAUUCCCAGGCGGUAAUAAUGUGUGCUGUUAUAAAGAAAGAUGAUGGUUCUUGGGACGUUCUGGAAGUUGGUCGUGUUUCUAACGGCAAUGCUAAAGAUUAUAGUCCUAUUAAACGAGCAAUUCUGGAAUUAAACUUAGAUAAUAUGUAUUAA